Trichomonas vaginalis G3 is the source of this 537-nucleotide messenger RNA. RefSeq lists its product as uncharacterized. The transcript has a single exon. NCBI's taxonomy places the organism in Eukaryota, Parabasalia, Trichomonadida, Trichomonadidae. The record is from RefSeq and is a predicted model, not a curated record. The coding region runs from base 1 to 537 and encodes 178 amino acids.
AUGAAUACAUCGAAUCAUGUUACUACAAGGUGUGCAGCAUAUGGAAUUCAAUCACCAACAGAAACAGGAAUUAUUAAUUUCACAACAGCAUCAAACACAUCAUCUACAGAACAAGGCGGAAUAUUCAAUUCUCAAAAUACAAUUAAUAUUAUAAAAUGCAAUUAUUUAUAUAAUUCAUAUACAGGAAGCAUUAAUGGACUAAUACUCAAUUCUGGCACAGUCACAUUUUCAAAUUGUUCAUUCAUCAGAAAUAAAGGGAACUUUUUGUUUUCAGAUAAACCAUAUAUUAUUCAUUGUUACUUUAAAGAUAACGACAUCAAGAGAAUUUCAAGUGAUAAUAAUGUUUAUAUUGAUCCGGGUGAACCAUUUGAUUCAUAUUUAUCUCAUUAUGCAAUGGAUAAAUGUCCUGAUACAUACCUUGAACAAAGAUCAUUCGAAGAAGAAGACAAAUUCUUGAUAGAAGCUAUCAAAUUUGUGGCCAUGGGCGCAUAUAAUACAUCAUUUUGUGAAGCAAUGCAUUUAUCAUCUCUCAUCUAA